Molecule: messenger RNA, 1730 nt
Organism: Cuscuta campestris
Lineage: Eukaryota; Viridiplantae; Streptophyta; Magnoliopsida; Solanales; Convolvulaceae
Source: the annotation of a GenBank genome assembly
UUUGAUUCAUUUUUCGCACAGAGGGAUAAUAAUAAAUCUAUGAAAGAGUAAUAGUGUAAUAGCUUUCUAAGUUCCGUAGCUUAUUUUUUCUCUCCUUAUAAAACUGGGCCAUGCUAAUAAAACAAAACUCUAUUUUGGCUUGAUACCUCCGUUCGGCUGGAGCAGGAUCUGGAGGAUAGAUCUCAACGUGUGUCCUUCAACACAGCCACGCAGCACUUCCUCUUCCUCUUUACUUACUGCCGUGUGCUGACCGUACGUUGUUCUAUCUCUCUCUCUCUCUCUUUCUCUCUGGUUGUUGCCGCCGGAAACAAUGGAGAAUAAGCAGAACCCAGAGAUUGAAACCCCAACUAACAUUACAAUCAAAGGCAUUAUUGGGUUGCUAUUAGAGACGGUGAAAAGUGAUGAUGGAAAAAAGGCAAUAUCAUUGGGGAUGGGUGACCCCACAGUUUACUCUUGCUUCACCUCCCCACCUCUUGCCCAUCAAGCUGUUGCAGAGACCCUCUGUUCCUACAAGUUCAACGGCUACUCUCCCACCGUCGGCCUUCCUCAAACCCGAAAGGCGAUAGCAGAUUACUUGUCCCGAGACCUGCCGGAAAGGGUGUCGGCCGAUGACGUUUAUGUGACGGCCGGCUGCACUCAGGCCAUUGACACGGCUCUGUCUGUUCUGGCUUUCCCGGGAGCUAACAUCUUGCUCCCGCGCCCGGGGUUCCCAAUUUAUGCGCUCUCUGCUGCUUUUAGGCACGUUGAAGUUAGAUAUUUCGAUCUUCUGCCGGAAAAGGGAUGGGCGGUCGAUCUGAACGCCGUCGAAUCGCUAGCUGAUAAGAACACAGUUGCAAUGGCGGUCAUAAACCCCGGGAAUCCGUGCGGGAAUGUCUACAGUUAUCAACAUCUACAAGAGAUUGCGGAGACUGCAAAGAAGCUGAAGGUGAUUGUGAUCGCGGACGAGGUGUACGGUCACCUAGCAUUUGGGGCUAAUAAUCCUUUUGUGCCAAUGGGAGUAUUUGGAUCAAUAGCCCCUGUGAUUACUCUUGGAUCCUUGUCAAAGAGAUGGUUGGUGCCUGGAUGGCGCCUUGGUUGGCUCGUCAUAAAUGAUCCUAAUGCUACCAUUAACACCCCCAAGUUUGUUGGGCGCAUUAAGAAGUAUUGUGACAUUUGUGGUGGUCCAGCAACCUUUAUACAGGCAGCGGUUCCCCGAAUUAUUCAGCAAACUGAAGAAGUUUUCUUUAAGAAGACCAAUAACUUGUUAAAGUGGACAUCGGACAUGUGCUUUCAAAAGAUGAAGGAGAUUCCAAGUCUUAGAUGCACAUAUAAACCAGAAGGGUCAAUGGCUAUGAUGGCAAAGCUUAAUCUGUCCUUGCUAAGAGACAUAAGUGAUGAUAUUGACUUCUGCUUCAAAUUGGCCAAAGAGGAAUCUGUCAUCAUUCUUCCAGGAGUGGCUGUGGGUCUCAAGAACUGGGUUCGACUUACUUUUGCUGCAGAACCAUCUUCCCUUGAAGAAGCACUGAAAAGGAUAAAGUCUUUCUGUCAGAGGCAUUCAUAUGAAGAAAGUGCGCACUCUUAAUUGAACAUACUAUAAUUUUGUUAUACUACUAAUAAUAAUCCAUAAUACAUAUGAAUAUGUAAACCAUAGGUAGUUCUUCGCCAUGUUGUGUACUCAAUACACUUGGAACUUGAAGUAAUUGUUUUCGAAAUUGAAAAUACACUACAGUGUAGUACUACUGGGGAUUAUU